Aedes albopictus (Asian tiger mosquito) is the source of this 900-nucleotide messenger RNA. RefSeq names its product V-set and immunoglobulin domain-containing protein 1. Lineage: Eukaryota; Metazoa; Arthropoda; Insecta; Diptera; Culicidae. The transcript is spliced from 7 exons. Bases 1 to 900 code for a protein of 299 amino acids. The record is from RefSeq and is a predicted model, not a curated record.
AUGCAUCCAGCACCGCUCCAUCUGGCCGAGGCGGUCCAGGGCAACACCGGCAAGCUGGAGUGCAACAUCACGGCACCGUUGGCCGGCGAUCGGGCCAUUCUGGUCAUCUGGUACAAGAAUGGCCAAACGAUUCCACUGUACACAUUCGACGCCCGUGACUCCACCCGGGAGGGUUCUCACCGCAGUUCGAACUCGUCCUUCGAUGGGCGGGCCAACUUCUACCCGAACCGGACGCCGGCGGUGCUGGAGAUCCGGCAGACGAAAAACUCCGACAGCGGUGUGUACCGCUGCCGGGUGGACUUCCACAAGAGUCCCACGCGGAACACCCGGGUGCAGCUGUCGGUUAUAAUUCCGCCGGAGAAGCUGCAAAUCGUGGAUGCCAACGGUCAUAGCAUCCCGCACUACAUCCUGGGUCCGUACAACGAAGGCGCUUCGGUGAACUUCACCUGUGUGGCGAGUGGCGGUCGCCCGCCACCUACCGUCAACUGGUGGUACAACAACGAAAUCGUGAACCACUCGUCGACGAUCCUGUCGGAACGGCGCGUUCGCAACACGCUGAUCCUGAACCGGCUGGAGCGGAAGCACCUGAAAGCCAUCUUCACCUGUCAGGCGUCGAACAACAACGUCACGAAUCCCAUCAGUGCCUCGAUUCACCUGGACAUGAACCGUAGCCCGAAAAUAAAAACGCUAGACACGAAUGCAAUAGCAGAAGAGUGCGAAACAACCAGAAACCAGAUGAAAGAGAAGCUAAUCGGUGACACUCACAAGGUCAGUAGAAUGAGACCUUAUCUUCAAUUGCCUUCCGAAAGUUACGUGUUGUUGACAUUCCAACAAGUCCGACCCCCGGUAAACACAUCAAUCAUCAAUCUCGUCGCACUUCAAAAAUUGCGUUCCCUCUGA